Trypanosoma conorhini is the source of this 648-nucleotide messenger RNA. RefSeq names its product putative MP24. The transcript has a single exon. The record is from RefSeq and is a predicted model, not a curated record. The coding region runs from base 1 to 648 and encodes 215 amino acids. Lineage: Eukaryota; Euglenozoa; Kinetoplastea; Trypanosomatida; Trypanosomatidae.
AUGCAUGGCCCAGUCAUGUCGUUGCGUGCAAACCGUCCUCUACUAGAGAAGGCCACCAUAACACUGCGGCACGCCGUUGAAGUGGCAUAUGCAUCCGGUCUAUUGGGGCCGCCUCCUCGCACUCUUGCGGGGGUGCCGGAGGCGGGCGCCUUCGCGCCGCACUCUGUGGCUGACCCAAUGGGGCCACGCCCAGAAUUCAGCGUGGGCGGCGGCGACGGUGAGCAUGAGAGGACGCGUGAUCGGAUUCUUUUUGCGUCCCGCUGUGCGGAGGGAGCGAGUGUAGCUGCAUCCUCAUCGACGGUGUCGAUCGCCCACUUGGAGGGAAUCGUGCGGCGCGUUGUGUGCGGCAACCUUGACGGCGAUGUGGUCCUACAGCUGAUCCUCGAGGUGGCGGAGGGCAAGGAGCGACUCCCAUUUGCGGCCCGGUGGCGCCCAGGCAGCCCUGAGGCUCUGCAGGGGCUGAAAGGCGGGAAGUACGUGGAGGAAGUGAACGAGCGGCUUGAAGGGAAGCGAGUGCUCUUGAGCGGGAGGCUGCAGGUGGAGGAGCGCUACGAUGCGCAGAGCAAGAUGCUGCACAAGGUGCCGGUGCUGAUGCUGCUACCAACGCCGUCUCUUGAGGGAAGCGGUUUGUCUUUUCUUGGCGACUGA